UAGGUUUAGACAUUCGUGUUUAUUGAGGUUAGGGUUAGGGUUAGGAGGAAAGCUUUUAGGGUUACAAUUAAGCUUUUGGGGUUCGGGUUAGGGUUAGGGUUAGGGUUAGUUUAUGGUCAGGGUUUAAAUAUUUUUCAGUUAAUUAUUUAUUUUAUGGGAAUACGUUUUGGGGAACAUCUACAUGAAAAGGUGAAAUGUGAAACCUUGUGGUUGGACAGACAGGUUGUGAUUGGUUGGGAAGGAGACCAGUAGGAUUCCGACACACACACCUGUUGGAGGAAUGUCAUUUAUCAGGUGUGUGUCAGUCAGACAGGGCAGUUUGUGAGAGAGCAGGUGAAUGAGUCAUUGUGUUAGAGUGAACAGAAUGGUAAUUGCUGGUUAGUCUUCAGCUUCAUUAGUUUGAAUAGGUUUGAAUGGUUACAGUCUGAUUCUUCAUUAUUUUGAAUAGGUUUAGCAGGUUCAAGUCUUCAUCUUCUGUAGUUUGAAAAGGUUUAGCAGAUUAGAGUCUUCAUCCUCUUUAGUUUGAAAAGGUUUAGUAGGUUAAAGUCUUCAGUGACAUCAUCAUGCGAUUCUACAUAGUUCCACUAGUAGCGAUUCUAGUUCUUUGUGUGCCGUGUAACCGAGCAGAGGAUAGCGCUGGCCCAGAACAGACUGACAAUGUAGUGCAGGAGAACAGCCCAGAACAGACUGACAAUGUAGUGCAGGAGAACGGCCCAGAAAACAGCAACCAUGCAGCCGAAGGAGUGGAGGACCCUGAGAAAAAAGACAAGACAUCAGAUAUAGAGGAGGAAAAGGACGUGAUGGUUCUACACAUUAAAAACUUCCACAGAGCUCUCAGUGAAAACAAAUUCCUGCUGGUUGAGUUCUAUGCUCCGUGGUGUGGUCACUGUCAGCAGUUGGAGCCAGUGUAUGCAGAGGCAGCUGGGCUGUUGAAAACAGAGAGGACGGUGGGAGAGGGAGGCAGCGUGGGAGUCAGUCUGGCAAAAGUGGACGCCACCGAGGAGAAAGAGCUGGCAGAGGAGUUUGAUGUGGGGAGUUUCCCAACAAUCAAACUGUUUAUGAAUGGAGACAGAAAGAACCCCAUUGACUUUACUGGUAAGAGGACAGUAAAGGGUAUUGUCCAGUGGCUGGAGCGGCGUUCUGGUCCGAGUGCUGUGGUGUUGGAUUCUCCUGCUGCUGCUGCAGAACACAUCCGUCUUCACAACAUCACUGUGGUGGGAUUCUUCACUAGUUUAGAGAGUGAGGCGGUCAAGGUGUUCCAUAAUGUUGCCAUGGAGAUGGUUGACACAGUGUUUGGUGUGACAACAAGUCCAGAGGUUUUCCAGAAAUAUGAAGUGAAGAACAACAGAGUUGUGCUGUUCAAGAAGUUCGAUGAGGGCAGGGCGGACCUGCCAGUGUCUGAAGAGGGGAAGCUGGAUCAGGAUGAUCUGACUGUCUUCAUCAAGAACAACAGUCUGGAACUUCUGAUAGAGUUCAAUGAAGAGAAUGCAGAUAAGAUCUUUGGGUCAAAGGUCCACACUCAUAUGCUCCUCUUUAUCAACUCUACAAUGGAGGAGCAGAAUAUCCUUUUGACUGAAUUCAGCGCCGUCGCAAAAGACUUCAAGGGCCAAGUAUUGUUUAUAACUAUAGAUGUGAUGGGACAAGUUGAUCAUGUUCUGAAGUACUUUGGACUGUCAGUGAGUGAUGUCCCUGCUGUACGCAUCAUCAACACUGACACCGUCAAGAAAUUCAAUCUGAUUGGCCAAAUAACAGCUGCCACACUCCAAACAUUCUGUCAGGGAGUUCUGGAUGGAACUGUGAAGCCCCACCUGCUCAGCGAGGAUGUACCAGAGGACUGGGACAAAGGAGUUGUUAAGGUUCUGGUGGGAAAAAACUUUGAGGCUGUCGUUCGGGACAAGAACAAGAAUGUCUUUGUCGAGUUCUAUGCUCCGUGGUGUGGUCAUUGUAAAGAGUUGGCUCCUGUCUGGGAGAAGCUGGGAGAGAAGUAUGCUGAUCACAAUGACAUCAUCAUCGCCAAGAUGGAUGCAACAGCUAACGAGGUGGAAGGAGUCUCCGUGUCCGGCUUUCCAACACUAAUGUACUACCCUGCUGGAGAUGACAAGGAAGUAGAGUAUGGUGGAACCCGGGACUUGGAGACGUUUAUUAAGUUCCUGGACAACGGAGGACAGCUUCCUCAAGAGGAGGUGGAACAGGAAGAGGAUAUAGAGGAGAUCACUGAUGAAGGAUCGCCACCAGAAGCCAAUGAGACAUCUAAAGAUGAGCUGUGAUGUCAGAGGACCUGACCACUGGGUUCUAGGGUUUCUGACAUUUUAAGAAUAAAACUUUUCAUUUUGAA
Molecule: messenger RNA, 2335 nt
Organism: Esox lucius (northern pike)
Lineage: Eukaryota; Metazoa; Chordata; Actinopteri; Esociformes; Esocidae
Gene: pdia2
Product: protein disulfide isomerase family A, member 2
Exons: 11
Coding region: 564-2267 (567 amino acids)
Biological process (GO): protein folding; response to endoplasmic reticulum stress
Cellular component (GO): endoplasmic reticulum
Molecular function (GO): protein disulfide isomerase activity
Source: RefSeq, a predicted model, not a curated record